UCUCCGCCAUAUUGGAUUCGAUUUGAUUGUGAAAAAAUGUCCCUUGACGGGCAAUCUCUUCCUCAAAUUCAAGUAGAGAAUGUUAUAGAUUAUCAUAACAUAUUCCAUGUCAACUUAGAUCCAAGUCUACAAAUUCAAGGUCUUCACAGCUUACAAACUCUUCCAGAUGGCACGACUGUGGCCUUCAUUGACCCUUCGUUAUUUGAUUCCUCUCAAAUAUUUGACAGUGGGUCCAUUGAAGUUCACCAGACUUUACCGGAUGGAACUUUGGACUUACAGAAUUGUCACCAAGUUGUCUUGGAGCAGCCUACCAUUAUUGAACAGAUUGGUGAACAAUCGUCACUGCAGUCUCUUGAUGUCAAGCCUCCUAUAGGAAAGGGUCCAUUUAACUGCAGUCUUUGUGAUAAAAUCUUCACUAAGUGGAACCAGUUGCAGAGACAUCUGAAGACACAUGAUGAAGACAAACCAUUUAGGUGCAGCCAGUGUGGCGUCUCAUUUAACAUUGAAGAGAACCUCUUACUCCACAUGGCCACCCAUGUUGGCCCAGACAAAGAACCCAUUUGCCCAGAGUGCGGUAAAAAGUUCUCUCGUGUGGCCAGCCUUAAGGCCCACAUUAUGAUGCAUGAGAGGGAGGAGAGCCUGAUGUGUCCAGAGUGUGGGGAUGAGUUCAGCUUGCAGCAUCAGUUGGACAAACAUAUGUUGGAACAUAGACAAGAAGGCAUGCGGGUGUACCAGUGUCGGCAGUGCAACCAAGAGUACAGCAAGAUGUCAGCAUUGAAAGAACACAUGAAGCAACACUACAGAGUCAAAGCAUCAUUGCAUCACAGAAAUUACAAGAGAAAUGUAGACAGGUCAGGAUAUAGCUAUAAGUGUCGCACAUGUCAGAAAACUUUCCAGAAACCCAGCCAAUUAGAGCGUCACGAGAGAAUUCAUACAGGUGAACGUCCCUUCAAGUGUAACACUUGUGACAGAUCUUUCAACCAAAAAGGUGCACUCCAAAUGCACAUGACCAAACAUACUGGUGCAAGGCCACACACCUGUACUUUUUGUCCCAUGACCUUUGCACAGAAGGGAAAUUUAAGGUCCCACAUCCAGAAAGUUCACACGCUAAACAAAGAUGAACAUGGAAUGGUUUUUGAAUGUGCUGAGUGCAGCUGUAUGUUCCGCAGGCUGGGCUCUCUGAAUGCUCAUAUCAGCAGAGUUCAUGCCGAUCCAGGUGAUUCAAAUCAAGCCACAGUCCAGGACAUCAAGGUGCCUCUGCAGUCGCACUCACUACACCACUUGCAAGACAUCAGUGACUCCUCUAUGAUGCAGGAGGUCCUGGGUUUGGAUCAAGCAGGUCUUAAUGGUGGUUCACUGGUGGAUUCACAUGGUAUUCAUGGGUCACUGGAUCAGGGAGCUUCAGAUAUUUUACAGCAAGCGUUGGAGAACAGUGGUCUCCAGAAUACGGUGGAGGAUGACCAUGACACUGAUAAAGAAGGAUCCGGCUUGGUUAACAUGACAUCCUCCAGGUCUGGCCUCCCUGGGACAGGUGGUCUUCGAUCUGGUGGACAUUUGACCAGGUUGGGGACCAUGACCAUUCAGGAUUCAGCCACAGGUCUGCUGAAGAGGCAUUACAUUAGAAAGGUAAACGGCAUCCGGUGGCACCAAUGUACUUACUGCAGUAAAGAGUUUAAGAAGCCCAGUGACCUUGUUCGCCACAUACGCAUCCACACCCACGAGAAGCCCUACAAGUGUACACAGUGUUUCCGUGCCUUUGCUGUGAAGAGCACCCUGACAGCACACAUCAAGACUCACACGGGGGUCAAAGAGUUCAGGUGUGAGGUGUGCAGCAAAAUGUUUUCUACACAAGGCAGCCUCAAAGUUCACUUACGUUUACACACAGGUGCUAAACCAUUCGCUUGCACUCAGUGUGAUAAAAAAUUCCGCACUUCUGCUCAUUGCAAGUCACACAUACAGUCACACUUUAAAGAUGUAGACAUAGCCCCUCGGCCUCGCCGAUCGUUCAAAAGAGAGGCACGCAAUGAUUCUUUAUUGUCAGACAUUCCUCUCCAGGAGCCUAUUCUUAUUACAGAUUCAGGUUUGAUCCAACAAGCCCCGAGAAACUCCAUGUUUCCACCAUUUACGAGUGAGAGUGGCCAUCCUGACAGACCAUACAAGUGCCAUCAUUGCCGUCGAGGAUUCAAAAAGUCCAGUCACUUAAAGCAACAUGUUCGGUCACAUACAGGUGAAAAACCUUACCGGUGCAAUCUUUGCCAAAGGUCGUUUGUUUCCAGCGGAGUGCUUAAAGCCCAUUCCCGCACCCACUCUGGUGAGAAAUCUUACAAAUGUGUAGUCUGUGAUGCCAUGUUCACAACGGGCGGCAGCCUCAAACGACACAUGUCUACACACAGUGAAGUCCGCCCGUUCAUGUGCCCCUAUUGCCAGAAGACUUUCAAGACAUCUGUGAAUUGUAAAAAGCACAUGAAGACACACAGGCAUGAACUCGCCAUGCAGCACUAUCAAACUGUGAAGGAAGGGGAGGGAACUGUCACCAUUGGAGAUGGAGCAGACGUGAAAGACGAUGAUGAGGCUGAGAUUGUGGAGGAAGAUGGACUGACUGGUGCACAGGCCCUGGCAGACCUGGAUGUGCUCCAGGAGCAUGAGAUUGGUCACACUACAACUGUUACACAGCCUGACCUCCAGUCUGUGGAUUUGGGUCACCCUGACCUGCAGACAGGGGGAGUGAGUGGUGAGACCAUGUCAAUAGACUCAAGCCUGCAACAGAUGCUAGGCUCCCACUUUACUCUGGUCAACCAGCAGCCAUUUGUCCAGCUGACCACACAGAGCAACCAGCCCACCAUGCAAGAGGAGAAAAUGAACAGAGAGUCUGAUGGUGCUAUCCCUAGGGUGACAGUACACUUGGAAAGCCAAAUGAACCCACUAGUCAACUCUUCAUUGGCUCAGCCUAUGAGCGGUUCCACUGCAACACAGUUUACAUAUCAGCCAAGGAACUGGAAAAAUAAUAUAACUGAUGAAAUGUCCCUAAAGUUUGACCAGCAACAGCAGAUUUUUAUCACCGAUGAGGUACCUAACAGCCAAAUGGAACAAUUGGAAGAGGAAUUACAUGAGGCUGAAGAUGCCAACUGCCUGGUUCAGUCAAGUGUCAGAGUGAUACAACCAGAGGUGACCCAUAAUGUUUCCACCAAUAACAGUCGCAGGGGCCACCGCUGCUACAUCUGCAAUAAAAUCUUCAAGCAGGCCAUGCAUCUGACCCAACAUAUGAAAAAACACAGCGCAGACAAGUCAUUCCAGUGUACAGAAUGCUCCAAGUCCUUUGGCUCUGCCUUGGUCUUCAAGAACCACAUGCGCUCCAGCCAUCCUGAGAUCCAGCAGGCCUCACAACAGCUGAAUCUUCACCUGUGUCCAAUCUGUGAUACUGCUUACCCCACCAGUGUGGCUCUCCGUAAACACAGUCAGCAGCACCAUAACUCCACGCCCAUUGAAUACAUCUGUGGCAUGUGUAAUUCACAAUUCAAAACCGCUCUAAUACUAAAGCGACAUUUAAAAGAGUGUCAAGGUGAUGUUGUGCCUACUCAGCACUUUGUUAUACCCAUCAAAACUAAUGACGAGAAUCGGGCUCCCAGAAGAGGGCCCAAGAAGAAAUCUCUGGCCCAGCAUCAGUUCUCAGACGAGCAAGUCUCCAUCUCAGAGAAGAUCUACAUGGACUCAACAGCAGAAAAAGAUCGCAUCAGUGUCCCUAAGGACCUCCAGAAUCAGGUCAUACGCCGCGGGCGCUUCGCUAACAUGUGCAGUCAUUGCCCCAAGAGUUUCAAGAAGCCUAGCGAUCUUCAGAGGCACUUACGAAUACAUACUGGGGAGAAACCUUUUUCCUGUGAGAUUUGUCAUCGAUCCUUCACAGUGAAGUCCACUUUGGACUCACACGUAAGGACACAUAAAGCAGCGGAGAAAUCUUUCCUGUGCCAUGUGUGCAACUCUUUGUUUUCAACCAAAGGCAGUCUCAAAGUUCACAUGCGGCUGCACACAGGAGCAAAACCAUUCAAAUGCAUGCACUGUGAUCUGAAGUUCAGAACCUCUGGUCACAGGAAGAGUCAUGUGGCAUCCCAUUUCAAAGCUGAUGGUGUCACUAACAGUAAGAAAAAGUCCAAGUCUAGUACUCAGCCUUUACUGAACUCCUCCCAGAGUGACAACUUGCAGCCUUUAUUUUUAAUCACCCAGACUCCCAACUCUGUGCAGAACACAGCUUUGAACAACCAGCGAAUAGUGGGCAUGAAUCAAUCACUUCCUCCUCAGAUAGUGUCUGUAGAGUCAUUACAAGGUGGUCAGGUGAUCAGCGUGGACCAAUCCAUGCUUCAGAAUUCAGGAAUGAUGCCUGUUCAACUAGCUGUCAGUGACAACUGUAAUGAUGGGUCAACGCUACCGUCUCAGGUUCUACAAGGGCUGGACGGUGCCAUCCAGCUUCACAUCACAGCACCACUGGGUCAGUUGACCCAAGGCUUCCAGUUGACCAGCCUGGACCCUACAUUAUUGCAACAGGUUCACAUUGACUCGUCAGUCCUACAACAGCUCCAGCAAGGAGGCUUCAUCACUAUCAACCCAGCAGGCAUCCAGCCCACAUUGACGGCUGACCUCUCCCAGCAAGUGGGCUCAGAAAUGACUCAUGGUGUGGUGGUCCCAUCCUCCUUGGGGGUUCAAGACACUCUGAUUGGUCAGGGCUUAUCUGCAGAGACAAUGAUUGGCCAACAUGGCAUGCAGGAGUCAGAGGUGAACCAGGCAGCUGAACUUAUGGGACAGACCAUUGUCGUGUCUGAGGCUCUUAUGGCCCAGAUCAGAAACUCUGAGGCUUUGAUGGUGCAUGGAGUCCAAGCAAGAAAUUCCACCGCCAACCAACAGGUGGACAUCAAACCAUUCCAUAUUCACCCUAAUAAUAAGGGUCUGGUAUCUCAUGGUCUAUCAGAUGCACUCUUGAGUCAGCCAUCCAGCAGACUGCAUGUGUCCUCAGGUGUCACAGAUUCUCUGAUCUGUCAGUCAGUUCACCCAUCCCAGGACAGCUUUCUACCUCAAGGUGCCGUGCAUGUGUCAGACCCUAUGAUUGGCCAGGACAGACUGAUGAACUCUGGCUUGUCAGACGGGUGUCAGGUCUCUUACAGUGAUAGCAUGAUUGGAUCAGGAGUGGAUCAUGGGCUCAUGCAGGGCCUUCAGUUACAGCCUAAUUCAUUAAAUGACUCUGUCCACCAAAGUGUCCUGGUCCAGUCAGUGUCUGCGCUCCAGGAUCAAGCCAAGUCUCAGGGACUAAGCUUACGCAAUGCAACAUUUGUCACGCCUGAUGGACAGAGAGUGACCCUGCAAGCUGUGAAUGUCCACGGGAGCUCAGCCCAGGUCUUGGGUCUGGAUGAGGAUGAACAGAAGUAUACAAUACCUGUAGAGGAUGGGAGAAUGGUCAGCAUGGGUCAGCUGGACCAGAACCCAAGCAUGGGUCACCAAGGAGACGGCAUGGAUGAUGAGGAUGAAGAGGAGGAGGAAGAUGAGGAGGACAAUGAGGAUGUAGAUGCCCAAGCCCUGAUGGGCAAGUCUGAGGUCAGUCACCAGCCUGAAGGAGUGGACAGGCCCGUUGAAGGCACUGACAGGCAACACAUAUGUACGACCUGUCUGAAGGGCUUCAAACGAGCAGCUCACCUCAAGGAACACCUUCACACACAUGGAACUGGCCCUGUGCCCAAGAAGCCCAAGGCCACCCCACACAAGUGUAAUGUCUGCCUCAAGGCAUUCCAGAAGCCCAGCCAGGUGGAGCGUCACAUGCGCAUCCAUACAGGUGAGAGGCCCUAUAGAUGUGAAAUCUGUGACAAAGCUUUCAACCAGAAAAAUGCUCUGCAAGUUCACCUCCGUAAGCACAGUGGGGAGAAGCCUCACAUCUGCCCAUACUGCGACGCUUCCUUUGUGCAAAGUGGGAACCUAAAGACACACAUCAAAAGAGCUCACCACGCAGACAUGGUCAGCUCCAUGAAUAUCUCAAAGACAGAAGUGGAGUCCAGGCAGGACCUCGCCAAGAGCCACAUUGGGACAGGGCUGGGGGAGGAGCAGAGGGGGGGCAUGGAGGGAGAUGAUGUUGGGAGUGUAGUGGACGGUAUGGACCUUGGGGAAGAUGUAGAUUUAUUUGUGCAGCAAAUGGGUUGAGUGCAGCCCCAGUUGACAGAGAAUAUUCCAGAGUUCGUCACAUUCUCCAAGCUCUGCUAGGGGCAUGUCUGCAUACCAUACAACUAUAUUUGUAUGAUGAUGCUAAAUAGACGUCCAACGGUAACACUAAAUGGACUAGGAACAUGUUGCAGUGAAAUAAAGACUGGUCUUGUUGGGCUUAUAUCAGUAUUCAUUAUCAUAUUAUUACGUAACAUUGUAUUUAUAAGAUAUUUUGUUACUAUACUGUUCUAUCAUGUGUAUAUGGUUUAUAUAUACUUAAUGAACAUUCUAUCAGUGUGUACAUGUGUAAAUAUUGUUAUUUUAAAUGUGUACAAUGUACAUGGACAAGCAAAUAUGUGAUACCUCAGCAAACUGUGCUCUUAUAUGUCUCAGUGUUAUAAGUUGGUGAUCUCUUCACUAGACUAACACCACAAGAUGGCAGUGGGAUGACUGUACACAAUGUGUAUGCAACAUGCUGCCAAGAUUGCCCACGUCUCAUGUAAAUAAAACUAAAAAUUUUGUUAAUCAAAUUGUGCGCAUGUGAACAAAUGUGAACAAUAUUAUCAAAUGUACAAAUAUUUAUGUGAGCAGGACAUAAAGUGUUUGGGAGACUGUUGUGAGCCAAAAACUUUUGCAAUUAUGUAUCAAUCAAGAUAAUAAACUUAAUAUCUCCAUCAA
This is a messenger RNA of Biomphalaria glabrata, 6852 nucleotides long. Its product is annotated as zinc finger protein 236-like. Gene Ontology annotation, cellular component: nucleus. Gene Ontology annotation, molecular function: zinc ion binding; DNA-binding transcription factor activity, RNA polymerase II-specific; RNA polymerase II cis-regulatory region sequence-specific DNA binding. Bases 37 to 6174 code for a protein of 2045 amino acids. Gene Ontology annotation, biological process: regulation of transcription by RNA polymerase II. Lineage: Eukaryota; Metazoa; Mollusca; Gastropoda; Planorbidae. The transcript has 35 exons. The record is from RefSeq and is a predicted model, not a curated record.